AUGCACGCUCUAACAGAAAGUACCCAAGUCAGCGAACUUUUAAUCGAAUUGAUCGACUGGGAAAACGGGAAGGUGUAUGCAUAUUAUGGCACUUUUAGAGUCGGGAGUGAAGAUAAAGGUUAUGGGUUGAAAAUUGGUGAUUAUAGUGGCAAUGCUGGAGAUUGUCUGGCGGCACAUGACGGACGGAAGUUUAGUACGAAGGAUAAAGAUCAGGAUGCCCAUGAUACCGUACAUUGUGCUAACCAUUACAAUGGGGGGUGGUGGUAUGCGGCUUGCUUCAGGAGUAAACUCACCGGCAAAUACAUCAGAGGUAACACCAGCACUAAUCAAGGUAUACAUUGGGACCUGUUUCACCCAAACACGUACAGUCUGAAGCAAGUGAGGAUGAUGUUGAGGCCAGGAGAACUGUGGACCUAG
Zophobas morio is the source of this 417-nucleotide messenger RNA. Its product is annotated as fibrinogen C domain-containing protein 1-like. The coding region runs from base 1 to 417 and encodes 138 amino acids. The record is from RefSeq and is a predicted model, not a curated record. NCBI's taxonomy places the organism in Eukaryota, Metazoa, Arthropoda, Insecta, Coleoptera, Tenebrionidae. The transcript is spliced from 3 exons.